This is a messenger RNA of Caenorhabditis angaria, 3507 nucleotides long. The record is from the annotation of a GenBank genome assembly. Lineage: Eukaryota; Metazoa; Nematoda; Chromadorea; Rhabditida; Rhabditidae.
AUGUACUCUCUAAAACCGAAACCAGUCGAUUUUGAGAAUGUUUGGUCGUCUUUACGUCCAUCUGUUGUAGAUAUUAUGAAUAUGAAACCGAUUUCAAGUAUUCAAUGGCAUCAUAAGUUCAGCGAUGUUUAUGAUAUUUGUGUCUCGAUUCCAAAUCCAUUGAGCGAAAAAUUAUAUAACGAGGUAAGCAAUUUUGAGAAGUUCAGAAAGGAAAAAAAGAAAAUCUUUAGGUUAAAACUUGCAUCAAAGACCAUGUAAAAUUGCAAAGAAAAAUCAUCGAAAAUGUUGAAGCUGAACAACUUCUUCAAGAAUAUUUUCGAAUGUGGACAGUUUUUCACGAAGGCGCUGUUUAUGUUCAUCAAUUAUUUGGAUAUUUGAACAAGCAAUUUGUGAAGCAGAAAAGAUGCACGGAUUUGGAGAAUUAUCAAAAUUAUGCGCCGUUUUUGCAAGCGCCUGAUGUCAAAGAAAUUGGAUGUGUAAGCAAUUUUGAUAUUGAAAUAUUGGAAAAAAUUCGAGACCUUUGACAUAUAUUUUUCUGGUAGAUUUAGAGCCGCUGAUCAAGGUCUCGUUGACAACGAACAAGUCGUUGUCAAAAACUUUGAAUUUGGGGCCGAAAUUUAAGUAAUAGACAUUCGAAUAUUCGCUCUAAAAACACCCUAAUCAAUUUGUUCCUAAUUAAUUAUUUUCAGCUUGCUCUUGAAAUUUGGCGUGAAGAUCUUGUUAAUUCGAUUCAAUCUCGUCUUGUUCAACUUCUUCUUAUUGCAAUUGAUGAAGAUCGACGUGGAAAUACUCCAGCAUAUUCAGAUGUUGUUGCCGGUGUUAUAAAAUCCUUUGUUCAAAUGGAAGAUCAUGAUUUCGACAUGAAAGAAUCGACAAAUAAAGAAUCAUCACCAAACAAAUCGAAAAAAACAAUGGAAUGCACACAAUUCUAUAAAACUAACUUUGAAGCAAGUUUCUUAAAAGACACCGAAAUGUAUUAUUCAAAUUUGGCGCAAAAAAUGUUGGUUGAAUUGUCUUGUAGCGAAUAUAUGGAAGCUGUUAUACAGCAAUUAGAACAAGAAGAAAUGCGAGCGAAAAAAUAUUUGACUGAGGCAAGUGUGAGAAAAGUUAUCGAAUUAUGCCAAAAAGUUAUGAUCAAAGCACAUAAAGAGAAAUUGCAUGCUGUUUGUCACGAUUUGAUUACAAAUGAGGAAAAUAAGGAUUUGAGAAACAUGUAUCGACUUUUGAAACCAAUUCAAGCUGGAUUAUCAGUUAUGGUUAAAGAAUUUGAAGAUUAUGUCAAACAAAAAGGUCUUGAAGCGAUUUCUCGACUUUCCGGAGAAAAUGUCCCUCAACAGUUUGUUGAAAAUGUUUUGAAAGUUUACAAUAAAUUCAACGAUAUGAAAACUGCUGUUUUUAUGGAUGAUGGAGAAUUUUCGAGUGGUUUGGAUAAAGCAUUACAAGGUGUUGUGAAUGCAAAAGAAGUUGGAUUGGGAAAUGUUGCAGCAAAAGCAAGUGAAAGAUUGGCAAGAUAUACAGAUGGAUUAUUGAAGAAAACAUCAAAAGGAAUAUCGGAUACUGAUUUGGAAACAAAAUUAACAAGUGCUAUUGUUAUUUUCAGAUACAUUGAGGAUAAAGAUAUUUUCCAGAAGGUAAGCAUUUUUUGUUGAAUAAAAUAAUUAGGAAAUUAUAGUUUUACUCAAAAAUGUUGGCCAAUCGAUUGAUUACAAAUACAUCAAUUUCAAUGGAUUCUGAAGAAAACAUGAUCAAUAAAUUGAAACAAGCUUGUGGAUAUGAAUUUACGAGCAAAUUAUCGAGAAUGUUUUUGGAUAUUGGAUUGAGUCAUGAAUUGUCGACGCAAUUUGAAGCGGUUAGGAUUUUGAGAUUUUUUUUUGAAAAUUAGAGAUUUCCCUCUUAUUGUGAGAAAAUUUAGUUUUCCCCUGAAUUUUCCUAUUCAAACUUUAGAUUUUUCUUACGGUAGAUCGCUUCAGAACCCAUUUUUUAGAAAUAAAAUCAAAAGAAUCAUUUUGUAUCCGUCAAAAACUACUGUAUUUCCAACAAUAAUUCAUUUUUUCCAGCAUCUCACCGAAGUGAAAAAGAAAGAUCCAAAACUCGAAUUUGUUUCGACACAAACAUUGAUUCUCCAAGCUGGAAGUUGGCCAUUGAGUGCACCACAACUUGGUUAGUCUUUUCUCUUUCAAAGUUCCACCUCAAAAAUAUUUUUCAAAUCAUUCCAGCAAGCGGAAGUAAUACAAGUCAAACCGCCCAAGAAUUGGCCGAUUUCCGACUUCCACGUGUUCUUCAACCUUGUAUUCAAGAAUUUGAAGAGUUUUAUACAUCAAAACACAGUGGAAGAAAAUUGACAUGGUUAUGGAAUAUGUCACAAGGUAAAAAAUCAACUAAAAUAUAAAUCUAACGAGAUUUGGUUUGUUUUUCAGGUGAUAUUCGAUUUUCGUAUCUUGACAAGCAAUAUGUUGUCACAAUGUAUUGUCAUCAAAUUGCAGUUCUGAUGUGUUUUGAGAGAUCUGAUUUGAUUAGUGUAAGUAGGGAAUUUUAAACAUGGGAAAGGAAAAUAUUUUGGAAAUAUUCUUCGCUGUUUUUUUCUUUGAGAAGUUAGAGAUUCAAAGGAAAAUAAGUAUUUUUUCUGAAAAAAAAGAGUUUUGAAAAACAGUCACAAAUACGUUUCAAACCUGGAAUAACGGAGAUAAAAAUGACUUCAGGUAAUAAAACUUUGAGAUUCUUUUUUUAUUCUAAAAAGUUACAGCAUAUUUUUCCUGUUCUCAAAAAGCUCCGAAAUUCUUCAAUUUUUGAAAUUGAUCACAAAGUUUUCCGAGAAUUUUUGAAAAAUAAAAGAAACUUUCUAGUUGUCAUUUUCGAUAUGAAAAUUUAAGCGGAAAUUGAAUUUUUUGUUCUGGUGAAGUUUGUGAGUUUCAGACAAAUUCAAACUUCGAAAUUGGCUGAGAUGCAGAAACUCAAUUUCUCACGAUCAGUUUUCGAAAAAAAUUCAAAUUGUUAUAGAAAAUUUAAACUUUUCUGAAAAAUUCCUGUAAAUUCAUAUAAUUCUUCUGCUAUUUUCAGGUCAAACAAAUCAGUGAAUCAAUUGGAAUCACCGGUGAUUAUUUAUUGAAAGUUCUCAAAACAAUAGUCGAUGCCUCGAUUCUUUUAUCCGAUUCCACAACAAUUUCACAAUCCUCAAAUCUUCGCCUCAAUUUACAAAUGACAUCUCGUCGUAUUAAAUUCCGCCUCCAAAUGCCACAAAUCAAUAAAACUGUGGAAAAAGAAGGACAAGAAGCGGUUGCAAAUACAGUAUCACAAGAUCGAAAAUAUUAUAUGGAAUGUGCAAUUGUUCGGAUAAUGAAAACACGAAAAGUAUUGAAACACAAUGCAUUGGUCACUGAAAUUAUGGAUCAAACAAAAGGUCGUUUUAUGCCUGAUAUACCAUUUAUCAAGAAAUCAAUUGAGGAUUUGAUUGAGAAAAUGUAUAUUCAGAGAACUGAUCAAAAUGACGAGUAUCAAUAUUUGGCCUAA